AUCACGUGUCUACUCCAACCUGCCCUAUGUGGUGUCCGGAGUGUGUUUCUGGUUCCUAGCUGUUCAGAAGAGUAAAGUUAUGGAGCAGAUCAACAGGAUAGGGAAGGGUGUGAAACAUGAUUUUGCUAUUUUCAACGCUCUGGCUUUUAUAACUGCGAUAAUUGGAAUAGCAUCAGCGAUGUACCACGUUUGCCCCAACCAAACCACCUCCCGUAUCGAUAUGUACUUUAUCGAGAUCCUGCUAGGUUACUACUCUCUGAAAUUGUACCAAUCCAGGGUUCCUGAUAUCAGGGCUGUCUACUACGCUCCCGCUAUAAUUGUAUGUGUUUUAAGUGCUGUGGAGCGGGUACUAGGUGGAUCACAACUCUCCUGGAAUCUGCUCGCUGGUUUCCAUCUUUCCUUUACUCUCUGGGUCUCCAUCCAGCUGUUCUUCCUAGGAAAAUGUGCGAUGAACCCUUGGACUAUGUACAAAGAGUGGAGUUCAGUGUCCAACAAGAUCAAGGAAGCUAAAGGUAAACCAGAGUUCAAGUUCCAAGCUGGCUUCUUCGGUGUUGGAAUCCUUGCAACCUCAAUCAUCGCCGGCUCUGCGAUUGGAGGGUACUGGACAGAACAAACAAUGUACAACGUGGUGGCCCUGUCUACCGACAUCGUGAUAUACAUCAUGUACUACGUGGUUACAAAGUGUGUGUUGAGAAAGGAGAAGCUGAGAACCCAUGUUGUUGUAAUAAUUGCUGCGAGCUUCUUUACCUGGGCCGUAUCCUUUAUUUUCUUCUUCUUCUACAAGAAUAUCAACACUUCCGUUAGCCCUGCAGAAUCCCGAUGUUUGAACCGCGCCUGUUUGGGCGGUUUUAUUGACGGUCACGACUUGUGGCACUGUCUGUCCGCCACAGCCAUCUUCCUGACCAACGUAAUGAUCUUACUGAUGGACGAUGACUUGUUGGAUAUGAAGACUGAGGACACUUACUUCUAGGAUGUUCUAGAUGCGUAGAAUGUUCUAGAACCUGGAAGUUUCCAGGAUUGUUCAGACUGUUAUACCCAGUGAUUGAUAACAGUAAGAUAAACUCUUUCAUAAUAAUAUGAUGUUCCCUUGUCCAAGAUAAUCACAGUUCCUACUUGGGUUAUUUCUCGAGUCUUAUCUUGUUGUUGUAAGUCACACUGCGCUGGUUUCAGUCAAAUGUGGCUGUUUCUGCUCUUGGCAACAGGGUAUACAUAGUGGGUAUGAUUACUGUCGCUGUUUCUCUGCGGUACAGUCAAUUUUGGCCCAUCUAUAUAUUAUAUAUUAUACGUUUAUCAUUGCGUGUGAUAUUAUAUACUGGCGAAUUACAAUUUGUGAUUACUGUUACAACUUUCCGUAUGGAACGAAUUUUAUAUUAUUUCAAACUUUAAAUCAUCAAGCAGUUGGAAUACAAAAUUGCUUGUCUGGUUAAUUAUUUAAUUAAUUACUUCCCCUUAUGUUAAUGGGUGACGUUCGUAUUUUUUUCACGUCAAACGAAGAUAAGGGAUUUAAAUGAAGUUUGGUUGUGGUAAACAUGGUCCUUGCUGAUUGGCUAGCUUGUGUCACAUUUGCGCUGCUUUUCUCUUCGCGUGCCCAUGUUUGUCAGAGCGAGACUGCGAACUGUGGAGUAUUUGAUUUAACUUUUUGCAGAGACUGCGAAUAAUGUUUGAACCAUGGACAAAUUUUUGACGUUAAAAAUUUCUUCAUUUUUAGAUUUGAUUGUUCAUUAUAUAUUUUUUCUUGAUAUGCCAGUGAAUUAUUCAUAAUGAAAACUAAAUUGGUAUUGAAAGAUUUUGAAAAACGUAUCGAAAAUUAUCAUUGUAAAAUUAACGGAAUCAAUUUGAUUUUUGUCUUUUAACCAAUCAUAGGUUCAUACCGUUCACGUGCAGUAGCUUUCAUUACACACAAGUGCUUCACAUUUUUUUCCUGUUAUUUGCUAUCUUUUAAUCAUGAUUAGAUUGAUUUUAGAUGAGUAUAAGAUAUGUCUUCGCUUAAAAUCUCCUGAUCCUGGUUUGGGUUUAAUUAUAUUGCACGAUAAACAUUUUUAACCGCUACAAGUGUGCGAUCGAAAUCCUGAGGAAAUAUAAUGGCAAACAUUGUUUUCACAGAUCGGGUAUCCUGGACUGAUUCGAAUAAAUCUUGAAGUUGACCCCAGCCACGAUCUCAGUUAGGGGUCGUUCGCAUUUUACCUAAUCACUUUUUCGAACAUUUUUACCCCCGCCCGUAAUCAGUUUUACACAUGGCUAUUGUGUCAAAAUGACACUAACGUAAUUAUUUGGAACCCCCCCCCCCCCCCCCCCCCCCCCCCCCCCCCCCUCGACUGAUUACGUAAUAUGUGAACGACCCAUUAUUCGUUCCUACAGUUAAUAAAUAUAAUAUGGUAGCUGAAAAUAUUUAACAAUACGUCUUUUUAGUAGACCUAAAAAUCUUAAAAUGACAAAAAUAGUAUCAAAUAUGAGUAUGUACAGUCAGUAAUUUGACAAAGCUAAAGGAUUGCUUCGGGUCAUGGCUUGUCGUGUUCAAGGCCAAUUUCUCCAAUACGAGACUGAUCGAAGUGGCUUCUUCUAGUCAAACGAAGCAAUCCUUAUUUUAACUUUUGUUUUCCGUUCGCUAAACAGUUACAUCGUCCCUUAUUGUAUAAGUAUAAAAAUCUUGAUCUUGGCUCUAAUAGAAAUGUAAUUGUAACCGUUUAGUGUUUGGACUGUUGCGUUGUAUGUUCACAUUUGAGUCAAUAAAACUUUUAGAUAU
Bolinopsis microptera is the source of this 2743-nucleotide messenger RNA. Its product is annotated as SID1 transmembrane family member 1-like. Gene Ontology annotation, biological process: RNA transport. Gene Ontology annotation, molecular function: double-stranded RNA binding; RNA transmembrane transporter activity. The record is from RefSeq and is a predicted model, not a curated record. NCBI's taxonomy places the organism in Eukaryota, Metazoa, Ctenophora, Tentaculata, Lobata, Bolinopsidae. Gene Ontology annotation, cellular component: lysosome; plasma membrane. The coding region runs from base 80 to 970 and encodes 296 amino acids. The transcript is spliced from 7 exons.